CAUCUGCUGCUACUUUCUCUUCCUCGUCCGAAUUUGUGUUUGUCCACUGCACAGUUGCGACAUCUCCAUCUCCAACCCCACCUCCCCCUCUCUCUUGCAUCUGCAGCAGUCACUAGGUUAGAGCCAUGGAAAGAUUAGAUUAGAUUAGGAGGAGGAAUCGAUCCCUAUCCAUCUAUUGUCCAUGCACCAGUAAACCAAGUAGAAGGUGAAAAAAAGAGGAAGAGAGCCAAGAGAAAAUAGGGAGAGAGAGAGAGAGAGAAUAGGAAGACAUGAGCAGCGGCUGACACCACGGACAGCCGCCUGCACCAGCAUCCGCAUCCGCAUCAGCUGCGACCAAGAUCGAAAAUAAUUAAGAAGAUCCGAGACCGAGACCGAGACCGAGUCCGAGGAGAGGGGGGGGGGGGGGGGGUGCGACGAAAAUAUCGCCGCAGAAAGGAGGCUGUUGACGGCUCGGAAAAUUGUUCCCUUUUUCCUGUUUAUUCGCCUCCUGGCUGGAGGUUCUUGGCGACAAAGAUGGCUGCUUUAGUGGAUUUGGAUCUCAACUGCCGUCCGCCGUCGCCGGAGCCCGCCGCGCCGGAGGAGCCCCCGCUGGCAAUGCUCCGUCAAGAGCAGCCCUUCCCUGAUGAGAUGAAGGACCUGUAUGGUUCCUUCUGGAAGCAAUCCAGUGGUACACCAAGUAGCCUGCAUUCCACUCAUGAGCAUAAGCUGAUGAGUUUGGGUGAGAGAAGCAGUUCGAAUACACAUGUUUCCAGCAACUCUACUAAGCGCAAAACGCACUCCGAUGUUAUGGAACAGGACUUGGACGUUAGAAGUUCAAUCCGGAUAAAGCCUAAUGUGGAUGUGAGGGAGGAGCGCGCUUGUCACAAUGUGAUUGAUUUGGAGAAGCCAGCGACAUCCGAUGAUGUGGUGGAAACUGUUGCUUGCUCUGGUUUCAGCAACCUUGCCAACCACAUGGGUAGGUCUCAGGAUGGUUCCUGCUGUAUUUCGCCGGAGAACAGCUCACUUGCAGAAUCUGGUCCGUUGUGUAGAGGACCAAAUUCCUCCCAUGUGAGCCCUGGUUCAGUUGGAUCUAGUGAGACUCCAGACUGCCAAUCCCCUAUCAAACCAAGUAAUACUGAAUCAAGACACUCACUUAUCGACCUGAAUGAACCUCAAGAAGAAAGCCUUCAUGUUUUCUGUAUGCCUUCUCAAGAAAUGUAUUCUCCUUCGUUUCAUUCUUCCUCACCAUAUCCUGGAGAUUUUUCGAAAAUCUCCAGACAAGUUUUCCGAAAAGAAUGUGGCUCUAGUAUCCAAUCACUGAAAGAAUCUUCCAUCACGAUGAUUGCGCCCAGCUCUGCUGCAGAAGGUUCAACGGACGUGACAGCCGUAUGCUCAAUUCAACGGAAAGGCCUUAUUGACCUAAACGUGCCGCUUGAAAGCAUUGAUAUGCCGUCAGAAAUAAUCAGCAAUUGCAGGGAUAAGGCUGCAACUAAUGAUGGAAGUAAAGCAACUGUAUCCUAUCAUUUGUACUCCAAGAUAAACAGCCUCCAAGCAGAAACUCUCAGGGAACAAAUGAUUGUCGUUAACGAUCAUAUGUUGGCAAGAAAGGAUGAGAAUAACAUGCUUCUCCCGGUCUCAGCAACUAAUGGUAUCAAUAAGGCUCAGUCCGAACUUUUGAUUCCCGUAACUCUUGUUAAUGAUCACGUCCAUCCAAGACUUGGAGCAUCCUAUGAUGAACCAUCAAAUUCUCAGGUGACUGUUAGCAUGCUUCAUGCUGAGGCAGAAUGUUAUGACAAAGCUGCUUCAACUGCAGCUGAAACACUUCUUUCCAUUUUUUCGCAUAAUUCUGCAUGCGCUGCAGAUUGCCCAGGAAGCAAUGGUCAGAUAUUAGCUCAGGAUGGAAAUGACGAGCCUAAGUGUUUGUUGGAUUCUUUUGAAAAAAUCGUGCUGAAUCUAGAGGAGGUCAGAGAUGACAGGCAAUCCAUCCCUGUGAUACCGCCCAAUAAGGAUGGACCAUCCUGUGGGAUCAAGCUAAAGAGAGGAAGAGGGAUGAGAAAUUUUCAGAGGGAGAUAAUACCUGGACUUGUUUCUCUAGCGAGGCAGGAGAUAUGUGAUGACUUAGAUGCUAUGGGUUACGAGCCCAAGAAGACUCGAUCUAGGAAAACCCGCAGGGGUCCAGGUUCAUCUUCAUCUCGAUCAAGGCCGCGCAAGCGUGGCUCUGCUGCCAGGAACUGACGACCAAGAGCAUCAGCAUUCCAUGACAGGGUGCCAGAAGACAGGCAAUUCAGAACAUGAGAGCUCAUUCGAACCAUGUGAAUAUUCAUGUGUAUUGAGCCUAGUUUCAAACUCGGUUUGUAACUGGAUAUUCAGUUGGGAAUAUUCUUUUCUUUCCUUCUUUCCUCCCUCGGUCUCUUUGAAGUGAUCAGGCUGUUAGAUUGGAGCUUUUUUUCUUGUUUAUAUUUUACUAAUGAAGGCAUAAUCAUAGUGUCGUAAUGGUCAGUCUCAAAAGCUAGCCUUUUCUACCUAGAUCAGAGAGUCCUGGAAGGCUAGAUGUUUGUAUUCUGGUGAUAAAAUAGCAAAUUCUCUUGAAUUAUACCUUGGAUUAGUGAGAA
Phragmites australis (common reed) is the source of this 2591-nucleotide messenger RNA. RefSeq lists its product as uncharacterized. The transcript has 5 exons. The record is from RefSeq and is a predicted model, not a curated record. The coding region runs from base 514 to 2214 and encodes 566 amino acids. NCBI's taxonomy places the organism in Eukaryota, Viridiplantae, Streptophyta, Magnoliopsida, Poales, Poaceae.